ACGAAAGUCGCUGGGCGGACACACACGAAGCAAUCAAUGAAUGAAUUAGUCAUCGGAGUUAGAGGCAUGAAAAUUCGUUGAGUAAUCAAAUUAUCUUCAAGACAGGCCCCUGCUUGUACAUGUUCACGUCGGAGUCGCAGCAAAAAGUUGUAGGAGAGAAAAAAAAGCUAUUAAAGAUGUCCCAGCACGGGUACCGACAAUCAAGCUGGGCAAGCCCGACCGCCACCACCACCAGCACCCAUCAUCAGCAACCCGACCCGAAAACCCGCGCGAAAAGGCGCUGGAUGAUGUGCAUCAAAUGUGCGCAAAUGUUGACUUGCGCGACUUUCCUGGCGCUUCAGCACAAGUUCUCGGCGUCCCUGGAAGAAAACUUCACGACGCUCGAAGUUUGCCUUUGCGUCGCAACUGCCGGCGCCCUUUUGCUCGUCACCACCUUCGUCUUCCUCGACUAUUGGGACAGUUUCCGGCCCAAUAGUCAGGAACUGCGCUACGACGUCGUCGCCGCCGUUUUGAUGCUCUUCAUGACGCUUUAUUUGGGGCGCCGUGGGCUCAGGAGCUGCUCGAAGGAGUGGCGGACCCGCGUCGAUUUUCUCUCCGCCGCCGAGGAGCGAAAAUUGUCGCAGGAUUAUUUCGCCGACGACUUUGACUACUAUGAAGACGAUGCCGUGGAUGAGGACGACGAUGACGUUCGGCAGAAACGCGUUAUUGUCCCGAGUCCAGUAUCUGUAGCCACGUGUCCAGCUGUUUCUUUUGCGGACGCCGUGAAUUCUUUGCAUGUUUGCCGACAGACAGAAAAAUCGAUUCCCUUGCUCGUCACGGCACCAGUUGGAAUUAGCGAAUACCAAGAGGAGGAUGACGAUGAUGAUGACGACGAAGAGGAGGAAGAAGAAGAAGCUUGCGAGAAGAAUGCGACAUUGACAAAGGAUGAGGAAGUGGAUGAGGAGGAAGAUGUGUGUCGGUUGGAACCCUGGCUCUUGAGCCUUGUUGCAACGACAGCUUGCGGGUUUCUGACUUAUGGCAUUGAUUAUUGGGUUGCACGGAAUUUCGUGCGGAAGGUGACUUGGGCUGAGUGGUUUGCAGAUUUGAUGCUAGUCGGUGCCCAGGGUUCGUCUGCCGACAACCAGAGGUUUCCUGGACCCCCUCAGGAAGAGGCGCCGGAAGGAAGACCAUUCAGACCGACGCCGACAUCUUCAAUGUCCGGGGACUGGUCCAGGCUGUAAACCAGCGAAAGAAGCGUAACUGAGGCUAUAUGGCCCAGUUUUUUUUUCCCUUUCUUGGUCAGGCAACACCGGAAAUCAAUAUCCGCGAUCGAGAUGAACCCCGACGUGUGGGUGCGGAACCUGUCAAUUUCCGCUCUCUGCCGAAGAAAAAUUUUGUUCAAUGUUUCUGUGCGGAGAAACGAGAAAAAUUGAGCCAUUCAUGGAACCUCCUUCGUUUUUUAAGCGUAAAAUCCCCACUCGAGUGUGAUGUGUCUGUGUGUGAGUGAUGUUGUAUGCGCACUAAAUCGAUGAUUCUGUUGGUUUCUAUAUAGCAGUAAUAAAGACAUUUUUCUGCGACCCACGCAA
Messenger RNA from Notodromas monacha, 1565 nucleotides. The record is from the annotation of a GenBank genome assembly. Lineage: Eukaryota; Metazoa; Arthropoda; Ostracoda; Podocopida; Cyprididae.